UGAUCUUCCUCGCAACUUCAAGUAACUACAGUUGUGCACGGAUAGGAUGAAUAGAUUGGCUCUAUACGGAGCUCUCAGCUCACUAAAGCCUGCUGGUACACCAAGGAAAUAUGGCAUUUGCCUUGUCUCGCGGAAUGUAUCGACUGCUUUGCGGCCCUUAACGCUUAGCUCUCCACGGGUCCGGGCCAUUGGCCCUCAACUGUUGCGGUGGAAUUCCUCACAGGAGCCUCUACCCGAGCAGAAAGUAUUGAAGCAGGAGCUGAAAGAAGAGGUUCCUCCACCGAAACAGGAAGAGCGGAAGCAAGAAGAUCCUCUCCGCUUCUCCGUUAAGCGCGAUGUUGCCGAAGGUCCCUCGGGCGAGAGAAAUAAUUUGUCUUCGCUCGCUGGGAAACCGGCUUUCUCUUUGCACACCGGAGAAAAGACUGUGACUUUACCCGUUAACCGUUUCGAAAAUUCCAGCCGUGCUUUUCUAAAAUGGUGGCUAAGGGACAACUGCCAGUGUGACAAGUGCGUUCAUCCGAGUACCAGACAACGGAUUGUCGACACUUUCUCGAUUCCGGACGAUAUUGGUGUCAAAGACAUCUCGAAUGGCCGGAGCCAGGUAACAGUGACAUGGUCUGAUGGCCAUGUAAGUUCAUAUAAUCAUUCUUGGCUGGCUCAAGGCGGAAGACGUGCACCAACAAGUUUAGGCGAAUAUCCAUUGCGAUUCCGCAAGGGGAUGACUUAUAACCCAAAGCACGAAGGCAAUGUAAAGGAAAUGCCAUCAGUGUCCUACUCAGAAGUUAUGGCAAAUGAUGCUGGGGUCCUAAAGUGGCUGGAGCGUAUUUAUGACUGGGGUUUCUGCCUGGUCCGAGAUACCCCAAUCAACCCUGAAUGCACGGAGGCUCUCUUGAGACGGAUAGCUCACAUUAGACACACUCACUAUGGUGGCUUCUGGGACUUCACAGCCGAUAUGUCUUUCAAGGAUACCGCGUAUACCAACGAGGCUCUUGGUGCACACACGGACAAUACAUAUUUUACUGACCCUGCACGGCUUCAACUCUUUCAUAUGCUAUCGCACACAGAUGGCGACGGAGGCGCUACCUUGCUCGUUGAUGGCUUUCGCGCAGCAAGAAGGUUGUAUGCUGAGUCCAAGCAAAAUCUUAACCAUUUAAGAAAUAUUAGACAGCCGUUCCACGCAAGCGGAAACGAAGACUCCAUUUACCAACCUGUUGAGCAACAAGUUGUCCUUCGUGCCCACGCGCAAUUCAAGCAUCGCUUGUAUCAAGUCCGCUGGAAUAAUUACGAUCGGGCGGUAAAAUGGAACUGGAGUCUUGAGGAGCAAGAGGCCUGGUACAAGGCUGCAAAGCACUUUAACGAUAUCAUCCAUCGAGAGGAUAUGGAAAUAUGGACCCAGCUUCAGCCAGGAACAGCGUUAAUCUUUGACAACUGGAGAAUGCUACACGGUCGUUCUGCAUUCACUGGGAAGCGAAGGAUGUGCGGUGGAUAUAUCUCAAAUGACGACUUCCUUUCCCGAUACCGUGUGCUCAAGUUCGGCCGUGACCAUGUCUUGCGACGGCUUGGAGAUCUCAGAGACUAUCCCACAAAUCCCAGCUGCAUAUUCUGA
Messenger RNA from Aspergillus nidulans FGSC A4, 1606 nucleotides. Its product is annotated as putative trimethyllysine dioxygenase TmlH. Bases 47 to 1606 code for a protein of 519 amino acids. Gene Ontology annotation, molecular function: trimethyllysine dioxygenase activity; oxidoreductase activity; iron ion binding. The record is from RefSeq and is a predicted model, not a curated record. NCBI's taxonomy places the organism in Eukaryota, Fungi, Ascomycota, Eurotiomycetes, Eurotiales, Aspergillaceae. Gene Ontology annotation, biological process: carnitine biosynthetic process. The transcript has 12 exons.